GUGAGCUCCCCGUGCGGGGAGUGUGUGCCGGGAGCAGUGGGGGAGCAGGAGGUGAUACAGACAGCGGGAGCGAGUGAGAGAGGGUCUCAUUACUGGAUUAUUAUUACCGCCGCAGCCUGGGAUUUACUAAGGGCUCCUCCGUGCGCUGUGUGUGUCCGGCAUUGCAGGGUAAGCCGCCCGUCUCUGCCCGCCUGGCACCGGGGAGGGGGGGCUGCCUGCCUGGCUGGGGGGCUGGCUGGAGGAUGUGUCCGGGGCCGCCGGGUCCUACUGAGCUCUGCCCGGGAUUACUGCGUGGAUUACUGGAUGGCAUGGGUCUGGGGAAGCUGGCAAACACCCCCUCCAACAGGACCAGCAAUGACUGUCUGACAGGGGGGGCACAGGACCAGCAAUGACUGUCUGACUGACAGGGGGGCACAGGACCAGCAAUGACUGGGGGGGCACAGGACCAGCAGUGUCUGACUGACUGGGGAGGGGGCACAGGACCAGCAAUGACUGAUUUGGGGGCACAGGACCAGCAGUGUCGAUUUGGGGGCACAGGACCAGCAGUGUCUGAUUUGGGGGGACAGGACCAGCAGUGUCUGGCUGGGGGAGGGGGGUGGCUGUCAAAGGGUAGGGGAGAGCAAAGAGCUGUCAGGAGGCACAGGGAGAAGAGCUGUCAGGAGGUAAGGGGCACAGUAAGCUGUCAGGGAUGGACAGGAAUCAGGGGAGCUGGGUAUAAGGCAUUUGUCUGAGUUUGGACUUGCUGUCAGUGGGGAUUAGGAGGCACAUGGAUCUGGGGGUGCUGACAGUGAGGAGCUGGCUGCACAGUAUAACUGGUACAAGUCUAAUGUCUGCAGAUAGCUGGUGGUGGUAUAGGGGGCUGCAUGUUUUACUGCUGUCAGUGGCUGCUGCUGUCUGUUGCAGACUGUGAGAUCUGUGUGUAAGGGGCUGUAAUAGGGGGGUUUCUUUUUGUGUUAGAUGGCAGAGCUGGUUAUCUGAAUACUGUCUGCAUAGUGUAAUCUUUCUGGUUAUUGUCGCUGCUUUUAGUCCCACAGAGCUAGUGCACUGGCUGGGCAUUUAAAUGAGGGCUGCAUUGUGCUGUGAGUGCAGUCCAUGCCUUGCUUCCCUGGUGCUGUCUGCCCGUGUGCUCUCUUGCUGUGCCUGGGUGAGGCAGACCAUGCCAUGUCUGCUUGUAGUAGAAGCCUUGCUGGAACCUGCAGCCCAAUUUAAAGUGCCUUUCCAGGAAUAAGAGCCGGCAGCUGCCACAUCCCCUCUAGUAUGCUGAGACCUGCAGCCCCCUCCCAUUCUGUGCAGCCGGCAUUUUCCUGGGAGGGCUCUGCCUGGAAGUUAUGUCACACUCAGCUCUUUGUGUUAAGGGAAAGUUCUUCAUAUGCUGGGAAUGUACUCCUUCCUAUUGUAAUGGAUUCAUUAGUGACUUGUGUGAAAACAUUUAAUUUUUAUUUAUUUGUCCCAUCAAAACUUGGUUUGAGAUUUUCUGCUGUGCUGUUGCCUAUUGUGUUAAAGGGUUUGGUUAAAUAUUCCCUCUGUUUGAAAUUACAGUGUAAUUCUUAGUUCCUCUGUUAGAACUCUGACUAUGCAAAUGAAAAACUGACUUAACUUAUGCCGUCAGCUGUUAAGAGCAGCUGCUUGACAAAUCUUAAUGGGUCUUGCAUAAACACAUUUCCAAAACCUAUGGCACAUGAAUAGUAAAUGGAAGCUUUUUACUAUUGUGUGCAAGUUAUUUUAACCAUUUGUUUUUUUCUGUUGCAUGGAUCUGGUAGCUUUUAGAAUGCUAAUGUAACAAUGGCUAUCUCUGUUCAAAUACCCACAGAAAUCUAACUAAUAUACCCACUGUUUUUACUUGCAGAUUUUCUGUGAGGAGCUCAAAAUGCCGCAAACCACAAAUUAUCCAAGUCGGAACUACGACUAUGAGUAUGACUCCAUUCAACCAUUUUUUUACUUUGAUGAAGAUGAGAACUUCUAUCAGCAGCACAACAGACUGCAGCCUCCAGCUCCCAGUGAGGACAUCUGGAAGAAGUUUGAGCUAUUACCCACUCCACCCCUGUCCCCCAGCCGUCGAUCGAGUCUAUCCAGCCUUUUCCCAUCCACAGCUGAUCAGCUGGAGAUGGUCACAGAGUUCCUGGGAGGGGAUAUGGUCAAUCAGAGUUUUAUCUGUGAGCCGGACGACGAGGCAUUUGUGAAGUCUAUAAUCAUUCAGGACUGCAUGUGGAGUGGUUUCUCAGCAGCUGCUAGGCUGGAGAAGGUGGUGUCUGAAAAGCUUGCUUCCUACCAGGCUUCUAGGAAGGAGAACUCCACGUCUUCUCAAUCCCAAAGCCCGCAGCAGCAAAGCCCUCAGAAGACACAAUCCUGUUCAGGAAACCUAAACCUCAGUGGAACCAAUAGGGUUAGUCAAGACUACUUGCAGGACCCCAGUUCUGAUUGCAUAGAUCCGUCUGUGGUUUUUCCCUACCCACUGAAUGACACCAUUUCCAAAGCCAACUCUAGCUGCCUAGAUAUCAUCCUGGACACCCCACCAAUAAGCAGUAACAGCAACAGCAGUGAAUCAGGUAAUAAGCCUUUCAUCAAGGGUGGUCUCGAACACUGUUAGACUGCAAUUUAAGAAACAGCUGUAUAUUGUGCUCUAUAGACUGAGAGGUCAUGCAUGUGUAAGACGACUGCAGUAACUUUCAGUGCUGGAACAAAGUGCUCUUUAAGGGUACUUAUCCAAUUUUCUAAAGACUUGUUAGAAUUCUCAAGCUGUGUGCCUGGGGAUCUUUUGUGUGCAUGCGCUAAUCUUGGCAACUUUUUUUUUUUUAUGAUCUGUCAGUGAGGGAGGGAGGAGUCCAACAAUUCCAUGAGAAAGUGCAGCGUUAGAUUUAAGAAGCAAGAUUUGCAGCAUUGCAGUAGUGGGUGUGGCUCCUAUACCCGGAGUGAAUGGCAAGGGACAGCAGACAUGCUUUCUAUGAAUGAGACGCUUGCUAAGGUUGCAGCCAAGGGCGUAACUUUUCAGCAACUUCAUUGCAUAAUAAGUGUUGAAUUGUAUUUUUUUUUUUUUUUUUUGCUGUUUUCCAUAAUGUGACAUUUUAAUAAAUAGUUUCAGGAGUAACUUCUUAUACAAGACCUGUGUUACUACAAACCUAGAAUUUAAAAAUAAAAUAAAAAUUAUUAUACAAGAGAACUGACUUGUACUGUAUCUAAAACUUUUUUCCCCUUUCUUUCUUUCUCUGACAGAAGAGGAACAAGAUGAUGAUGAAUAUGAGGAAGAGCAAGACGAGGAUGAAGAUGAGGAGGAAGAGGAUGAAGAAGAGAUUGACGUUGUCACAGUUGAAAAAAGACAAAGUGCAACGAAGAAAAAUGAAUCAAACACUUACUCUUUACAAUCUAGACCUCACCACAGUCCUCUAGUCUUAAAGCGAUGUCAUGUAUCUACCCACCAACACAACUACGCUGCCCCUCCCUCCACAAAAAUGGACUACCCAUCUUCCAAAAGGGCAAAGUUGGACAGCAACACCAGAGUUCUUAAACAGAUCAGCAACAACCGCAAGUGCUCGAGUCCCAGGUCGUCAGACUCUGAGGAGAAUGACAAGAGAAAGACACAUAAUGUUCUCGAACGUCAGAGGAGAAACGAGCUAAAGUUAAGUUUCUUUGCCCUUCGUGAUCAGGUACCAGAGGUAGCAAACAACGAGAAGGCCCCCAAAGUAGUCAUCCUCAAAAAAGCAACAGAAUAUGUAAUUUCUAUGCAGGAAGAUGAGCGACGGCUACUACGAGAGGCAGAACAGUUGAAAUUAAAAAAAGAACAAUUAAAACACAGACUUCAACAGCUAAGGAACUUGAAUAUGUAAACCUUAACGGGAGCAUAAGACUUAUUAAAACUGUGACCAUUAAAUAUAAGGUGGUCUCAACAAAAGACCUCUGAACUACUUGACUGGACAUAAUUGCAUGCACAUGAUUCAAAACUACACAACCUUGGCAUGGUCUCUUCAGAUUUUGCCAGCACCUUAAAACUGCCUCAUUAAUUUUGAAAUGGGAAUACGGGAUAGAACUUUUUUUUUUUUCUCUGCUUGGGGUGGGGGAGGGGUGGAUUUUUUUUUUUUUAAAUUGUUUUACAGAAUAUUUGUAUUUAAGACGUUUAUUUUUCUUACAAACGAUACUGAAGUUUUGUUCUAAAAUAGCUUCUAUAAUCUAUUGCUGAUGUGUAUAAUAUCCUUAUUGAGAUCUUUAUAGAAGAUUACUCUAUUAAUAUUCAAUUCUCUAACCAGAAUGGCGGGGGGAAAAAGGGCAGAUUAGCACACGUCUGUUUCCUGCCAUGCCGCAUUUAUUACAAAUGUUUGUGGUUUUCUUAUAUUUAAGUACAUUUAUAUUAUCAAAAGUUGUUUGCUAUUCCUGUAUUUGAUCUGUCAUCUCAAAUUCUGAAAACCUGAUGAAGGCAAAGCUGACCAACAUGUGACUUAAUAAUGUAAAAAAAAUACAUUGCAAAAAUUGCCCAUUCCCUUCUGUUUUGAAUUCUUAGUGGAAGUUUUGAAGGUCUUUCUGACAGUAAGGAAUCGGUUUCCAUUUGGAUUUGCGGUUUCUAUAAUGAUUCUUUUAAUGAUAUUAUAACAUGCUGGUAGUCUGAAAAUUCAUCAUUGUUUAUUACAAGGCUUGUUAGCUUGUCCUAUUCAUCAUGGGAAGAGGCCAGACUGCGAUAGCGUUUGACACAGCAAGCUGUUUGAAAUAAGCUUCAGAAAAAUAAUAAAAAAAAA
Molecule: messenger RNA, 4721 nt
Organism: Pelobates cultripes (western spadefoot toad)
Lineage: Eukaryota; Metazoa; Chordata; Amphibia; Anura; Pelobatidae
Source: the annotation of a GenBank genome assembly